AGGGCAGAUAAUCGCCGGACAGUUGCAGAAGGUCAAACGAACCCACUCGUUGCGGAAUCUACCCUCGCACGUGACCGCUGGACGUCUACACCCUCAUCCUCCUGCCUCCUCUCCACCCCCGGGCCAGACAGCCCCAGGAUCCCCGGCCUUGACCCGCGAUGGCGCUGCUGGGCGCGCUUGUCUGCUGCCUGUUGGUCGUCUCGCAUUGCCUUCCCGGGCUCGGACUGCCCCUGGCGCCCGGUGGCAGCCCGAGUCCCGCUCCGGCGGUGGGACAGUUUUGGCAUGUGACUGACUUGCACUUAGACCCUACUUACCACAUCACAGAUGACCACACAAAAGUGUGUGCUUCAUCUAAAGGCGCCAAUGCCUCCAAUCCUGGCCCUUUUGGAGAUGUUCUAUGUGAUUCUCCGUAUCACCUUAUUUUGUCGGCAUUUGAUUUUAUUAAAAAUUCAGGACAAGAAGCAUCUUUCAUGAUAUGGACAGGGGAUAGCCCACCUCACGUUCCAGUGUAUGAACUCUCAACAGAUAAAGUCAUAGAUGUGAUUGCUAAUAUGACAAACACCAUCCGGACUGUCUUUCCAAAUCUCCAGGUGUUCCCUGCACUGGGUAAUCAUGACUAUUGGCCGCAGGAUCAACUACCUGUAGUCACCAGCAAGGUGUACAAUGCAGUAGCAGACCUCUGGAAACCCUGGUUAGAUGAAGAAGCUCUUCAUACUUUAAGGAAAGGUGGUUUUUAUACACAGAAAGUAUCACCUAACCUGAACCUUAGGAUCAUCAGUCUAAACACAAACUUGUACUACGGCCCAAAUAUCAUGACUCUGAAUGAAACGGACCCAGCAAAUCAGUUUGAAUGGCUAGAGAGUAUAUUGAGCACUUCUCAGCAAAAUAAAGAGAAGGUGUACAUCAUAGCACAUAUUCCGGUGGGUUAUCUGCCCUAUUCAAGCAGCACCACAGCAAUGAGAGAAUUCCAUAAUGAGAAAUUGAUAAAUAUUUUUAGAAAAUACAGCAGUGUCAUUGUAGGACAAUUUUAUGGACACACUCACAGAGAUAGCAUGAUGGUUCUCUCUGAUGAAAAAGGAAGUCCAAUAAAUUCCUUGUUUGUGGCUCCUGCUGUUACCCCAGUCAAGAGUGUUUUGCAAAAACAGACCAAUAAUCCCGGCGUCAGACUAUUUCAGUAUGAUCCUCAUGAUUAUAAAUUAUUGGAUAUGUUGCAGUAUUAUUUGAACCUGACAGAGGCAAAUCUAAAGGGAGAAUCCGAUUGGAAGCUGGAAUAUGUGCUGACUCAGACCUACAGCAUUGAAGAUUUGCAGCCAAAAAGUUUGUAUGGAUUAGCUAAACAAUUUGCAGUCCCGGGCAAUGAGCAGUUUCUAAAAUACUACAAUUACUUCUUUGUGAGUUAUGACAGCAGUGUCAUUUGUGAUGGGAAAUGUAAGGCCUAUCAAAUUUGUGCAAUUUUGAGUCUUGAUCAUAGUUCCUAUAUAGAUUGCCUCAAACAACUUUAUAUUAAGUACCAUUCCUAAUAUUUCAUUGUUUGUGUUCAUAGAAAAUGUAACGUUCUGUUUCUGAGAUCAGUGUGUGGAAAUUGUUACAUAAUUCUUUGUGUGUUACUGAGUGGGUGAGCAGAAUUCCUACCUUUGCUUUCUUUUUUAUAAUCCUCAAAUGUUGAUAUUUGUAACAUUCUAAAUCUUUAUUAUAUCUAAUGUAAUUGAACUGCCCAUUUCUAGAAUGCUGUCUGGACCUGAAUACCUUAUCUUCCAGUUUAUAUAUCUAAUUUAAACUCUUGUACACUUUUGAAAUGGUCAUUUAUACAAUAAAACAAAUGAUUUC
This is a messenger RNA of Mustela lutreola (European mink), 1827 nucleotides long. It is a transcript of the gene SMPDL3A, whose product is annotated as sphingomyelin phosphodiesterase acid like 3A. Lineage: Eukaryota; Metazoa; Chordata; Mammalia; Carnivora; Mustelidae. The coding region runs from base 159 to 1520 and encodes 453 amino acids. Gene Ontology annotation, biological process: sphingomyelin catabolic process. Gene Ontology annotation, molecular function: sphingomyelin phosphodiesterase activity. The record is from RefSeq and is a predicted model, not a curated record. The transcript is spliced from 8 exons.